Toxotes jaculatrix (banded archerfish) is the source of this 2219-nucleotide messenger RNA. RefSeq names its product ankyrin repeat and SOCS box containing 3 (gene asb3). Gene Ontology annotation, cellular component: cytoplasm. Bases 96 to 1784 code for a protein of 562 amino acids. The transcript has 10 exons. The record is from RefSeq and is a predicted model, not a curated record. Lineage: Eukaryota; Metazoa; Chordata; Actinopteri; Toxotidae. Gene Ontology annotation, molecular function: protein binding. Gene Ontology annotation, biological process: intracellular signal transduction.
GCGACUUUUGAAAUGUUGGUUCAGGUGUUGUCACCGGAGCACUGUUGUGAGAGUUAAACAAAUAACUUGUCGUGCCAUUUUUAAUCAGAACGGGGAUGGACUUCACAGAGUGCUACGGAGGAACCGUUUCUAGGGUUGCUGCUGCAGCUCGUUCAGGCAGCAGGAAGCGGGUGAGGAGGCUGAUAAGGAGAGGCUUUAGUGUGGACUGUCGGGACAACCGCGGCUGGAACGCCCUGCAUGAGGCAGCAGCCGCUGGCAGCACCGAGUGCGUGCAGGAACUUUUGUCUGCUGCCGGCGCAGCAGGAUCUUCCCAUGGCUGCCGUGCCUAUGUGAACACUUUGACACAUGAGGGGGAAUCUGCAUGUUACCUGGCAGCACAGCGUGGACACCUGGCAGUGGUCCGACUUCUCCUGAAGGCACAUGCUAACAUUGAUCAGCUAACUAAUGACUUGUCCUGUCCUCUGUAUGCAGCUGUAGAUGGUGGGCACAAGGAAAUUGUGGAACUGCUGGUUAGUAAAGGUGCAGAGGUCAAUAGAAAACACACCUCAUCUUGGUGGACCUGCCUCCAUCAAGCUGUUUAUAAGGGUUACAGUGAAAUUGUGCGGAUACUCGUUAAUGUGUGCAACCUGGAGGCACUAGAUGACCACAAGAUCUCCCCUCUCUUUGUGGCUGCACAGUAUGGACAGCAGGAAUGCCUAGAAAUCCUUGUUAAUGCUGGUGCCAAUGUGAACAUCCAGGCAGCUGAUUUGGCCACACCACUGCUGAUUGCCUCUCAAGAGGGCCACCAGGCGUGUGUGGAUUUCUUGGUGGACCAUGGGGCAGAUCCUAACAUAAACUGCAGUAAUGACUGGCCCCAGCUUCCCAUUCAUGCUGCUGCUGAGUUUGGCCACAUUGGUGUCCUCAGGAGGCUGAUUGCUGUAACAGACUGUGAUUGUGGCCACAUUGAUGGCAUGGUGAGUCCACUGUACGUGGCAAUAUACAGCCGUCAGAGCAAAUGUGUCGAACUGCUCUUAAAGGAAGGUUUUAGCCCAGAUGCCCAAGACUGCACACACACCCUGGGCCUCCGUUCACCACUCUCUCUCGCCUUGUGUCAUACAACCAACAAACCAUUCAGUGAAUCAGUGAGGUUGCUGGUAGCUGCAGGAGCAACUGUGACCGAGGAGAACUGGAUUUAUGCCUUGGCCACUGACAAAACAGACUUGCUGCAGCUGAUACUUGAGCACAGAUGGAUCCCUCGACCAGACACUUUGAUCAAGGACUGUUCUGUACCACAUCAUCAUGGGAAAACUGUGUUGAAGCUGCAGGAACUAAGGGAGCUGCUCUGUGUGGCACUAGACCAAGUACAUUUUGCUGCCUGCUGGCUUCCUCUGCUUCUGAAGGCGGGAUUGGAGCCUUCUCUACUGCUUCAGGCUCACAUGUUGGAACAGGCAGAUAGUGAUGUGUUGAAUUACCUGCUAGAGUUUGUAAACUGGUCAACCCUGGCUGCCCCUUUAAAACAUAUUCUGGAUCAAAGACGAGUCACAAAGACCUGCGAGCCAUGUCAAGAUUUUGACUCCAUUCCCUGUCUUUCUCACCUCUGCCGACUGAAGGUUAGGGCAGUGUUGGGACCAGAUCUACUGAUGAGGACCAAUGUAGUCCAGCAGCUCCCUGUGCCCUCCCCACUUCAUGGCUUCCUUCAAUUCAGAAGCAUCCAAGAAGUUUCCUACAGACACUCAUCACCCCCACCACUUUUAAAUCUAAUACAGGAAUACCACAGUACACACCAACAUAGACAUGUUAUAUAACUAGAUCCAGUUUUCCACUCUGUGUUGCUUUAAGGUUGUUAAAAUCUUCUUAUUUCACACAACUUGAUAGUGUUAAACAGCGCUGUGCAACAGGCACUAAAAAUAAAGUGGGGAUUCUCUUAAAACAAUGCCAUGAAUAGUUUUUAUUUAUCAAUGAACUUGAUACAAGUAAAGAGAAAAAACCCAAAUCAGUCCAUAUUUGGUGUGACGAGCUUGUUAGAGCUCCUCCUGGAAAGUAUAUGAUGUUUACACUGAGUCCAAUUCUCAGACCCAAGAGUCCAAGUUUGUAUGGCUGCACCAUUCCAUCAGACUGAAGUAUUUGCAAUGGUGUGUGUGUGUAGAUGUGUGUGUGUAUCCCCAAACAAGUUGUAUGUGUUCAGUUUAAACAUUGAUCUGUUUGUGAUGUGAAAAUAAAAGCCACUUCGUCUCUCUCUG